UGUUGAUGUCGGAAAUGAUGUUGCUGGUACAAUAUGGCGGAGGAGGUGGAUGUGGAUAUUGAAGGAGAUGGAGCAGAUCUGAGCCUGGGAGAGGAUUGCGCCACAGUUCCUGGUUUCCUGCAGGACCAUUAUCUGGAUUCUUCCUGGAGGAGUAACAAUGGUUUUUUGUCCUGGACUUUGGAUAGCUCUCUCAGUGAAGAGAAUAGAGCAGCUAUUGAGAAGAUGUUACAAGAGGAAGAAUACUACCUAACAGGGAAAAAACAUCCACAAGGCAGCUGGUCUGAUCACCAAGAGAGAGAGAAAAUAUCUGUGAAAAGUAUUCGCCAAAGGAAAGCUGCGAAAAGCAGGACUCCUGGGACAACAAGCAGUUCUUGGCCAGCUCGAUGGACACCAAAGGAGAAAGACCUUUUUGAGCAAGGGCUGGCCCAAUUUGGUCGAAGGUGGACAAAGAUUGCAAAGUUAAUUGAAUCACGGACCGUGCUACAAGUGAAAAGUUACGCCAGACAAUAUUUUAAGAGCAAGGCAAAAACCGAAAAACCUGUGGAAGAGACUAGUAUCUGGACUGCCAAAACAACACUUGUGUCUGGAAAUGGAGCCAACCUUCUAAAGAAAGGAUCGGGACAUUACAGCUCUAUCUCGUCACAAGGUCAGGCUUAUCCUACUGUCAAUACUGUUAAGAUUGAGCAUAUGUCUGAUGAUGAAGAUGUGGAUGUCAUGGAUGAAACAGAUAGUGACAGUGAUGGCCAUCAGGAGCAGAAAGGAACAGAAACUCAAUCUGAUUCAAAGAUAUAUGAACCCGAGGUGACUACUUAUGGUUACAGUGUUUCAGGAGCAGAUCAAUCCUUGGCUAUUUCUCCCACUUCUGUUGUGUCCUUGCAAAAAUGUUUACAGAUGUCAGAAGUGUCCAAGCAUGAUGAGACAACUAGCAGCAACAUCGAUAAUUUGAAGUCCAUGAUUGAUGACAGCAAAGAAAAUGAAACAUCGGUAAAAACAACCAAUGUAGACUUUGUAGGCUACAGCAAAUGUGGACACCCCACGGAGACAGCUAAUGAAGAAUCAGUUGUGCAAAUACCGGAUUUUCUAGUGAUUAAGCAAUUGGAAGAAAAGGAAAAAACCCAUAAUGAAAUCUGUACAUACAGUUUGCCCGAAUCAGUUUGUGAAAUGGAAGUGGAUGAAGAAAACUGUGAUAGCGAAGAAGGGGAAAUACUGAAACCCCCUGCACAAGAAGUAAUAUUGGACAAAAAUAUGAUCACAGAAGAUGAAAAACAAGCUAUCCCUGAGUUCUUUGAAGGGCGAUCAUCAAAAACACCAGAACGUUUUCUGAAAAUUCGCAACUAUAUCUUGGAUCAGUGGGAGAAGUCUAAACCCAAAUACCUGAAUAAAACAUCAGUGCGCCCAGGACUGAAAAAUUGUGGAGAUGUGAAUUGCAUUGGACGGAUACAUACAUACCUGGAACUAAUUGGAGCUAUAAAUUUUGGCUGUGAACAGGCAGUAUAUCAUCGACCGCGACCUGCAGACCGAACACGUAAUAAAGAAGAUGGAAAGGACAGCGUACAGACGUAUUUGCUUGCUCAAAGAUUACAGUCCAUGCGUACCAGAAGACGACGUGUGCGAGAUCCUUGGGGAAACUGGCGUGAUGCAAAGGAUCUGGAGGGGCAAACAUUUGAGCAUCUCACUGCAGAAGAACUGGCUAGGAGGCAUGAGGAAGAGUUGAAUAAACCUCCAAAGCCAGCAAGAGGCCCUCGGCAGCCAAAGAGCUCUUUUGACCCUUUCCAGCUGAUCCCAUGCCACUGCUUCAGUGAAGAGAAACCGGAACCAUUUCUAGUGAAGGUAGCUUCAGAGGCAUUGCUGGUAAUGGAUAUGCAUGCUCAUGUGUCAAUGGCAGAAGUGAUUGGCCUGUUAGGUGGGCGGUAUUCAUCAGGAAAUAAAGUAUUAGAGAUCUGUGUCGCAGAGCCAUGUAAUAGCUUAAGCACAGGAUUACAGUGUGAGAUGGACCCAGUGUCACAAACGCAGGCUUCAGAAGCCCUAGCUGGCAGAGGAUACAGCAUUGUUGGAUGGUACCAUUCACAUCCUGCAUUUGAUCCUGAUCCAUCCUUAAGGGACAUUGACACCCAGGCUAAGUACCAGAAUUAUUUUUCACGUGGAGGAGCUCAGUUUGUUGGGAUGAUCAUCAGUCCAUACAAUAGAAGUAAUUCCUUGCCUUAUUCCCAGGUCACAUGUCUUAUAGUUAGUGAAGAGCUCAGCACAGAUGGCCACUUCCGACUUCCAUAUAAGUGUGAGUUGAAGCAAUUGAAUGAAGAGCCUCUUUGGGUGCAAAUGAUAGACAAAGCACGUUGGAUAAUCGAUAAGUACAAACUAUCCCUUAGUAGUGUCCCGAUGCUCCGCAUGUUUCACAGAGAUUCCAAUUUGACAUGUUUACAGAAGGUGCUGACCAACAGUUUUAAUUUGCACCCCAGCACUGGACCUUGACAUCAGUAUUUAGGAGAAGGUAAGUUUAUUUCAACGGUAGUCUAAUUAAGAUAAACUCUUCAAAUACAUCAUCUGUGUGGUUCUAUUCUGGCAGGAGAAACACGGUGAUGAUCUUCACAUGGCUGCUUUUGAACUGUAAGAGUUUGGAAUAUUGCUGUAAAAAAGAAUAUGAUUGCAUAUUAUAAAAAUAGCAUUUCAACAGGUAGUAUGUACCCUUUGUGCCAAUCUUAGCAAAAUCUCAUUUAUGUACUGGCAACUAUUGAAAUGUUACCUAAUUGGUUUUCUCUGGGUCUUUUUGUAAAAUUAAAUUCUGAAUUCCACAGAAAUACUAAAUGUGAAAAAGAGAAAACCACAACUCUUUUUAUUCAUAAGGUGACUUUGAUUUGGACCACAGGAGUGUCUUCUAUCUCUUGAUUCCAAAACAUAUCAGCAUAUUAUACUAGCAAAAGAGAUCCGUAUUACUUUCAAAGUAAGACUUUCUAAGAGGUUAAGUUCAACAAAAAAAAUUUCACUGACAGAUGUUUCCAUGCUCCAUGCAUGCCAUGACCCCAUACUAUGACCUCAGACCUUUCCUUCAUUGAGGAGGACAGCAUGCCUCUUCAUAUUGGGUGUACUGGCCUCUCAAGAUAUGCUGAUCUUUGAGUGUGCCAGGUUGUAGGAAUUUCCAACAUUAGUAGUCCUUGGUUCUGUCCUCUCCACAUCACCAGCCUUGUAAAUAGAGGGCAGAAGCUGCAUUUUUUACAAAGCCUAACAGAUAUGCCCAGCAAUGGUUGGGAACCAGCCUUUCUGGGUCUGUGUUAUUUUCCAGCCCUUGUGCCAGACUUACCAUGGGAAUGUGCCAGAAGGCCUUUGGAAUUUCAGCCUGUACAUGUAUUAACUGCUUAAUGGUCAUUUGCAGCUAGCUGGUGGAGUUACUGUUUGAAGCAAUCAAAGGAAUAACGUUAAGAUAAUAAAACUUUAGCAUAAUAUUUUAAAGUAUAUAAAUGUGUAUAAACUUCGUGAUUUAAAAGUGACUUAUUUAUAUUCCCUAUUCCUGACGUAAUUUAAGUAGUGCUAUUUAAACAGCAUCGCAAAUAUAGAACUGAAUUCUUUCACUUCAAAUGCAUUCUAUAAGAAACAAGUUAAAUAUUUGAAGCAGUUAUUUUGAUUUUUUAGUGAAAUAUGAAAUAAUUUCAUUUACAUAUGCAUUUGAUUUACAGUGACAUAUAGCUAAUAAUGGCAGACUCCAUUUAUUCCACUUGAUGAAACAAUCAAUAAAACAAAAGCUUCCAUAUAUUGAUUGAUAGGUUGUUUUGUGUGAAGUAGUCAGUGGCACAAUCUCACAGUUCAAAAAUGAAAGAAGAAAGUCAAGCUUCACUCUUGCGAUUCAUAACAUUAAAAACAUGACUGUGUUAUAGUCUUAUAACAAGCCGGAGUCCAGCUGUUAAUCCAUUUUUCAGUGUUCAAAAGUACAGAAUUCAGACUAGCUGAAUGCUGUAGAUUCAAACUUAAUUGAGGACAGCUGAGGUUGAUCCAGAAUACUGCCAUGAGAUGAUUCAACAACCUUAAAAGGCUACUGCUGAUUAAUGGAAAUUCAUAGCCAGUUAAUUAGACUCAGUCACAGCAAUUUGCCAGCUCUCUAGAAAUCAUGCACUAGUGGCAGUAAGCACAAAUCUAGGAAAGAUAGACCAGUCGCCUCAUAUUACGGAACAUGACAUUGCUGAAGAAAGAGACAUGUUGCCUAAGCUUUUCAUCUUGCACUAAUCAGGACAAACAUAAGAAUGCCAAAUUUUAAA
Carcharodon carcharias (great white shark) is the source of this 4244-nucleotide messenger RNA. RefSeq names its product Myb-like, SWIRM and MPN domains 1 (gene mysm1). Gene Ontology annotation, molecular function: polyubiquitin modification-dependent protein binding; metallopeptidase activity. The coding region runs from base 34 to 2469 and encodes 811 amino acids. The record is from RefSeq and is a predicted model, not a curated record. The transcript has 20 exons. Gene Ontology annotation, cellular component: BRISC complex; BRCA1-A complex. Gene Ontology annotation, biological process: double-strand break repair. NCBI's taxonomy places the organism in Eukaryota, Metazoa, Chordata, Chondrichthyes, Lamniformes, Lamnidae.